Molecule: messenger RNA, 1954 nt
Organism: Cheilinus undulatus (humphead wrasse)
Lineage: Eukaryota; Metazoa; Chordata; Actinopteri; Labriformes; Labridae
Gene: lrrc24
Product: leucine rich repeat containing 24
Exons: 4
Coding region: 95-1954 (619 amino acids)
Molecular function (GO): protein binding
Source: RefSeq, a predicted model, not a curated record
UUGUUCUCUGAGUGCUUCCCUCCACUGCUGAUUAACACUCACUCUCUGUCUUCCCUCCAGGUUCUUGUCCCAGAGGAUUGACUUCUACACCAACAUGGUCCUCUUGUGGUUCUCCAGACUCGUCCUAAUCAUCCUGGCCUGCGCCCCCGGCCUGUCUCUGGGAUGCCCCUCCGGCUGCCGCUGCUACAGCCUCACAGUGGAGUGUGGAUCUCUUGGGAUCAAAGAAAUCCCACAGGGCGUCCCAUCAGCCACAGAGACCAUCUUCCUUCAAGACAAUGCUAUAGUGCAGAUCCGUCUUCUGGACCUGACCCAUCUGGGAAGCCUCCAUUACCUCUACCUCCAGAAUAACAGCAUCUCAGCUCUGGAGCCUGGCGCCUUUCUCAGCCAGGGACAGCUGCUGGAGCUCGCCUUAAACGGCAAUCUCAUCCACCUGGUGACCGCAGAUAUGUUUCGAGGUCUGGAGCACCUCCGAAUCCUGUACCUUGCAGGGAACCAGAUCACCAGAGUGCAGGACUUCACCUUUAGAGGACUGCAGCGUCUGCAGGAACUCCACCUGCAGGAAAACAGCAUAGAGCUGCUGGCAGAGAAAGCUCUGUCAGGUUUAUCAUCCUUGGCCCUGUUGGAUCUGAGCAGAAAUCACCUCCGCACCCUUGGAGCCUCAUCCCUCAAACCGCUCGUCAGUCUGCAGGUGCUACGUGUCACAGAAAACCCGUGGCGUUGUGACUGUGCUCUCGGCUGGCUGAGAACUUGGAUCAGAGAAGACGGUCAACGUCUUUUGAGCUCUGCUGAACAGCGUCGGCUGAUGUGCUCUGAACCACCUCGUUUGUCCCAUCUCAGUUUGGUGGAGGUUGCUCCCAACAGCCUGGUUUGCAUCCCUCCUGUGGUGCAGCUGGAGCCGAGUCACCUGACUGUGCGACUUGGGGAAAGCCUCCGAGUCUCCUGCCAGGCCUCGGGGUACCCUCAGCCCCAGGUGACCUGGAAGAAAGCCUCCCAUGGUAAACCCCAGCUGUCUCCUCGUGGUCUGGUUCAAGAGUUGGGACCCAACGGUGAGCUCUUCAGGCCUGGGACUGCUGGAGGAGUGGUGACCGCUCUGCCCAGCAGUGGAGGGAUGAAGGUCAGAGGUGUGGGAGGGAUCCAGGGUCCUGUGAGGGGGACUGAGGAGGGCGGUGAGAGGGACAGCUUUGAUCCAGACAUGGGGAGUGGUAUGCUCUUCCUCAGCAAUGUCACUGUAGCUCAUGCUGGGCGCUAUGAGUGUGAAGCAUGGAAUCCUGGAGGUGUCGCUAAAGUCACCUUUCACCUGGCUGUCAACAUGUCAUCUUCUUCAUAUUCAUCCCAGUUCUGGCCUCGCCUGAAUACACACUCCUUUGUUUCUUCCUCAUCUAACUCCUUCUAUCAGCCAGAGGUCCUGGAUGUUAGCCAGGAGCCACUUUAUGAACAGGACAGCAUGGACUUUAACGCUCUUGGACCUGCUACACAAACAGCCAUAGCUGUUGGCAUCUCCUUGCUUGCACUCACCGCUGUUCUCCUCUUGAUCAUGAUCUACACUCGCCACCAGCAGAUCCGCAAAGAAGAAGGCGGCUCCUUCUGCACCAGCAAGGAAGAGAGCAUCCUCUAUGUGAAUGACUACUCUGAUGGACCCACCACUUUUGCACAGCUAGAGGAAUACCGCGAUGACCACGGCCAUGAGAUGUAUGUACUCAACAGAACCAAACCAGUCCUGGGUUCCACGUCCUCCAGGUGUCCCAUGAUGGCUGGGUUCGUCCAGCAGAAAGGCAUGAAGGAGGCUCUCCUCGACCAUGAAAUGGUGCAGACUCUUACCCGAUCAGGGGGGAUGGGGCUUCGUAGAAACCCUGCAGAUGGAGGAGAGGGACCCCUGACGACAGACCCAGAGGAGCUCUUCCUCAGUCAGAGCCUCCUCUUUGGAUCGCAGGUUGCUUACGAGAUCCACUGCUAA